This is a messenger RNA of Manihot esculenta (cassava), 1873 nucleotides long. Its product is annotated as nuclear transcription factor Y subunit A-3. Gene Ontology annotation, biological process: regulation of transcription by RNA polymerase II. The record is from RefSeq and is a predicted model, not a curated record. Bases 572 to 1567 code for a protein of 331 amino acids. Gene Ontology annotation, molecular function: DNA-binding transcription factor activity, RNA polymerase II-specific; RNA polymerase II cis-regulatory region sequence-specific DNA binding. The transcript has 6 exons. Gene Ontology annotation, cellular component: CCAAT-binding factor complex. NCBI's taxonomy places the organism in Eukaryota, Viridiplantae, Streptophyta, Magnoliopsida, Malpighiales, Euphorbiaceae.
UCAUUUCAUCUGGUGGUUUCUGUGAUUGGACUUUGUUUUCAUGAUUAUUCAGUGUUAAGGGUGAUUGGAUUGUUUUUACAAACAUUCAUGUUAGGCUCUUAAUUCGUCUUACACUUGAUUAUACUUAGAAAGUUCUAUCUCAUCAGCCGAUUGAAUAUAAUAAUGUCCUUUUGAUCAAGUUUCGAGAUGGUUGCAGUUCUAUAGAUUUGUUUUGCAUCCAUGCUUUUCCUGCUGCAUGCCAAUAUUAAUGACUGGUUUAGACUAUUUGCUUUUGUGGGUUUGGUGGAGGAAAUACACGUGGCUUUACUAAUGCUGUUGGCUGCUUCAUUCUACCUCCACUAGUGGAAAAUUUGCAUGCGUGCCCAUCUUCCUCAAGCUUGAUGUGGAAUACCACUUAUGGUUUUUUUAGCUGGGAGUUUUCUUUUGGGUCUCAUGCAAUGCUUCUGAAUAUUCUGCUUUACCACUUGGAAUUUGUAGUAGAAAUCAGCUAAUCAGUAAUCUUAAAAGCCAGCCAAAAGACAAGUGCUUUGUUGAGGAUUUUCUUCAAAUUUGAGACGCAUAGAUAAACUAGAUGGCUGUACGAAUUCAGAACUUGCCCAAGAAAAAUUUUGGUCAAGCCAACUUCAGUUUUAGUUGCCCAUCAUGGUGGACUUCAAAUGAACAGCAACAGUCAUUAUCCAAGAAUAUAAGCUUUAAAGUGGAAUCUCCAACCCAACUUUAUCACAAAGCAAAUCAUUUAGGUCUUCAGCUCUUGGACCAAGAAUCAUCUUCAAUUCGAUCAAUUGGUCAAUCUCACAAUGAAGUGGGCACUGGGGGGGAGGCCAAUUCACAAGAUCAAUGCAUUUCAUCUGAAUCUGGUCAAGAUGAGGGUUGUGGGAAAGGUGCCGAAGGCAGGAUGAAGCCAGUUUUCUUGUUUAGUACUCCAGAAAUUGCACUUGAUCCUUCACAGACUGACAAUAGUCACUCAAUGCUUCAGGCUCGAGCUCCAUUUCCCCAUGCAGAUAAUUACGUAGGUGGACUAUUUACCCCAUAUGGACGGCAGGACAUUCUGGGUUCUCAGAUGGUGGGGAUGACAACGACACGGGUCGCUUUGCCCCUUGAUCUAGCUGAUGAUGGGCCCAUUUAUGUUAAUGCAAAACAGUACCAUGGAAUUCUCAGGAGGAGACAAUCACGUGCAAAGCUAGAGGCUCAGAACAAACUUGUCAAAAGUCGAAAGCCAUAUCUUCACGAGUCUCGGCAUCUGCACGCAUUAAAUAGGGUUAGGGGAUCUGGUGGACGCUUUCUUAGCACAAAAAAGCUCCAACAGUCUGAUCCAACUUCCUCCAGUAACAGGCAUGUCAUCUUGGACACCAUUCAGCUGCAUCAAAAUAAUGAGACAACAGAACAUGGAAGUUUCUAUUCAAGAACCAGCCAAUCUGGUAAUUCAAACACAACCUCCUCUGGUAUGACCAGUGUCUCUAACGAUGAAUCCAUUUUUAGGCAGUCAGAUCACCGUUUCGCAAGCCUAGCUGCACAUAUCGGUGGUAGCAUCCAAAGCAGUGGGGGUCUUAUGUGCAGUGGAACUUAGAACUAUGCUUCCAGUUGUCCGGAUACCAUUCCGGGCGGGCAAUUCAUCCUUGGCUUUGUCUAUUUCUUGCUAUUAUAAGCUAUCACGUUUUGUUAUGAAAUAAGCUUCUGACUUAACUGUGGUGUUUGCUUUUACGAGUCUCAUGUUUGUGUUUAACGUUACUGAAAAAAGUUUGCUUUUGGGAUUUUGCAUUGUUGGUGUUCAUCCAUUACUUAGCUUACUUCAUGUGAUGGCCAGAGAUGUGAGGUUUGGAAUUCGAACUCAGUAGAAACUAAUUAUAAAUGAAACGUUUGUUUGUUAUUUUGA